This is a messenger RNA of Gopherus evgoodei (Goodes thornscrub tortoise), 1866 nucleotides long. RefSeq names its product ubiquitin conjugating enzyme E2 J1 (gene UBE2J1). The record is from RefSeq and is a predicted model, not a curated record. Lineage: Eukaryota; Metazoa; Chordata; Testudines; Testudinidae. The transcript has 8 exons. Bases 90 to 1052 code for a protein of 320 amino acids.
GGCAGUUUCCUGCCGCAGCCGGAGCCGAGUCAGCAGCAGCCGCGCGAGUCCCCGCCCCGGGCCGGUCGCUGGGAACCGCCGUCCGCGCCAUGGAGUCCCGCUACAACCUGAAGAGCCCGGCUGUCAAACGUUUAAUGAAGGAAGCAGCCGAAUUGAAGGAUCCUACAGAUCAUUACCAUGCACAGCCCUUGGAGGAUAAUCUUUUUGAAUGGCAUUUUACUGUUAGAGGCCCUCCAGAUUCGGAUUUUGAUGGAGGAAUUUAUCAUGGACGAAUAGUACUGCCACCAGAGUAUCCCAUGAAACCCCCAAGCAUCAUUCUGUUAACAGCCAAUGGCAGGUUUGAAGUAGGGAAGAAAAUUUGUUUAAGCAUCUCAGGACAUCACCCUGAAACGUGGCAACCUUCAUGGAGUAUAAGAACAGCUUUACUAGCCAUUAUUGGUUUUAUGCCAACCAAAGGAGAGGGAGCCAUAGGAUCCUUAGACUACACACCUGAGGAAAGAAGAGCACUUGCCAAGAAGUCACAGGAUUUCUGCUGUGAGAUAUGUGGCUCAGCAAUGAAGAUAAGUCUGUUACCAUUAACAUCAGAAAGUGCUUCAAGCCAGGCUGACGAAGAGGCCAAGGAACUUGCCAGACAAAUUAGCUUCAAGGCUGAAAUCAAUUCAUCCAGAAAGUCUAUCACUGAAUCCCCAGACACAUCAGAAGUGAACUACUCUGCCACUUUACCUGAGCCACAACAGGAUGGUACAAGUAGAGCAUUCCAGAAUCCAACCACUAGUACAAUGUCUGAAAUUCAGAAUAACUCCACACCACCUAAUCAAGAGCAUACUCAACCUAUAUCUAAUAAUACCUCCAUGAGCCCUCGCCAGCGCCGUGCCCAGCAGCAGAGUCAGAGAAGAGUGCCAUCUUCAACUAACUUUAAUCAGGUGCAGCAACCAAGAGUCAACACAAGCCACACUGGAUCAACUGUUCUGAUUGUCCUUCUGACUUUAGCAUUGGCAGCGCUUAUAUUCCGACGGGUAUAUCUGGCCAAUGACUAUGUAUUCGAGUUAUAAGAUUGUUUCUGUCUUAAGAGCAGUGACUUGAAUGCUUCAUUAAAUAUUCUGUAUUGGGUAUGACAUGAGAACUGUUUACAGAAGAUUACUUUUUUAUUUACUUUUUUAAGUCCUUACAAAUGUUAAUAUACCUUUAGGUACAUUGCUUAGUAAGGAUGACAAAUGCUAACAUUUCUAUGAAUACUAACAACUGUUAAUGAUCCAUGAAUACCCACUAGAUACUUGGGGAAACAAUUUGAUUGAAUAUGAGCAUAAUAUGCAAGGGGUGGGGGAAAGAAAGUAUUAUUUGUGGCUACCUUAUUUACUGAUAAAAGGAGGCAGUUAAAAAAGAGAGGGGUUUUUAACGCUUUUUCUCUGUAGAACAUGGGUGCAGAUAGUCACCCAUAUCUGAGUGAGUAUAAAACUUUAUGUUGGGGAGGGAUUUUUAAAAAUGAAACGCAAUGUCUAUGUGUUGCAUUGCGUGUGCUCUCAAUUCAGAGGGGGAUAAUAUUUUGUAACCACUUUUAUUUACAAUAAGACAAUUCUAGAAAAAUGCAUGAAAUGUUGGUUCUGAGACUGUGCUCUCUGUGAAAAAAGGGGCCAGAAAAUCGUUUGCUUUAUUUUUUUGUUUUUAAUUUUUUUUAAAGUUCGAUUGGAUAAUCUUUUGCAAGAUUUGAAUGUCGUCUUCUAAUGCUCUCAAUUGUAUAUCUUGCUUUUUUAAAUUUGAAGAUUAUGUAAAACGUCUAUUAUUUCAAUAGUUAUAAAUAUGUAAUAUAAUUAUUUACCCAGAGCUAUUGUCUUUUAAUAAUUCCAGAAAUAUACAUAAUGCAUUACA